GCGGCAUAUAAAUCCAAUAAACAAUAAACAAACAAACAAUGGAAAUGGGAAGAGGUGCAGUCAGGCAGCUGGGAAGACAGUAGAACUGCAGCUGUUCUUUUCAGCCCAGUCUCUCAAACAUAGCCUCAUGGGUGGAUUUCAAUGGGGAAAGUGUGUGUUUUCCCGCACCUCACCCAGAUGGUUCUCAAUGGCACAUCUUAAAGGGUCUACCUUUUCAUUCUCAAUGAAUCCAUGAAUGAGGAUAGAACUGAGAUUCCAAAGCAGCAGUCAAAAUAUGAUCUAUUCAGCAAUCAAGCUACCUGGCUCUAUAGGUGAAACUAUGGGACUAGAGAGAGAGACUGGGGCUAUAGUUCCAAUUUCUCUUUCCCUAGAAUGACUUUCCCUCAUCUCCAGCCAUAUUUUUCCUCUUUUUGCUAUCAUUAUCUGGAUAUGCCUCAUUCAUAUGCCCCACUUCACAUAAUCUUUGCAUUGUUCAUAAACACAAGCUAUGCAUUAAUCUUAUUAUGUAGUACCUGUCUGCAUAUUGCUUGUUGUUAGAUGAAGUACGGACAUCUAUGUAUGUAUUUCUGUAUGUGAUUUGUUGAAUGCAGCCUAUGUUGAAACUCUUUAUGUUACUAAAAAUUUCCCCCCCUCCUGCACUACUUCAACUUUAGAAAGCAGAAAUGAUCACUUCAGUCAAUGAACCAUUAAUCCUUCAUUAAAGUUCAAUGGAUUUCAUCCUUUGAAACUAAAGUCCCCCCCCCAAAAAAAAAUCUAGUGUUCCAUUUACUAUUGAAGAGUUUUCCCCUUUAUAGAAUUAAGUUCUGAUUUUGAAUGGUGCAGAAAUGCCAAAGCAUUUGCCUCAUUUAAUUUUAUAAAAGCAAGCCUUCUUUCAAAAUGUGACAGAGGAAAUAGUACCACCCUAGGUUCAAGCUUGCACGUUUAACCCAAAGAUCCCGUGACUCUGUUACAUGCAAAGUAAAUACAGUAUUUUUUGCAAUCAUAGCUGUUUUUCUUUGGCAGAUUUUCUGGAGGUUGACAGUGACAGUGAGGAGGAGGAGGAGGAGGAGGAAGAAGGGAACUUAGAUCCUGGGCCAAGCAUGCAUUUCCUCAGCUUAACUGAAGAAACUCAGUAUCCAACUUGGAAGAAGACAUUGUUGCGACGAUCCAAAGAGGCCGAAAUGAAGAGGUUUUGUAAAGCUCAGGCCAUCCAGAGGCGGUUAGAAGAGAUUGAAGUGACUUUUCGGGAGCUUGAGAAGCAGGGCAUAAAGGUGGAACAAUCUCUGCGAGAAGAGGCAGGAACAGAGUCCGAACUGAAGAAACAGUGGAUGAACCAGUUGCUCACGUUGAUCCAAAAGAAGAACAGCCUGAUGUCUGAAGAGUCUGACCUCAUGAUUGAUGUGCAAGAGCUGAAGCUGGAAGAGCAGCAGUGGCAGCUGGAUCAAGAGCUACGGCGCUACUAUAAUCUCGAAGAUUCUUUGAAAACUUCUGAGGACUAUGAGUCAGAGAAGAUAAUCCUGUCCCAACUGGUUGCAAUUGUGAAUCAGCGCAGUGCUCUCAUCGAGAUGCAAGAGAGGAAGCGACUCAGUGAGCUUUCCGAGCUUUCCAUGCACCAGUGAUGGAAAAUGCCUAGGAUAUUUGAGGUCAGGUUUAUCUGGUGGAUAAAUUUGCUGAAUGCCCUCCGUAUUUGGCAUGCCAUUCCAUUCUAGACUCUGACAAAGAAGCCUCAUCUUUUGCAAUUGAUGCAACUUGAUGCAUCUGAUGCAGCUAUGUUUUUAAGUAUUUUAAGGAGUGAUAAGGAAAGUAUGCAAAACUUCCUUUCAUUGUUUGCAGAUACAACUGUUGAAAGCUUUAAGAAAAUUGUCUAUUUGGAAAGAAAAUAAUAUUCAGAAGAUGUACAUAUUAUUUAGCUAUUGUUGUAUAUAUUUGCAGUUAGCAUGCUCUACUUUGACACAGGGCCUCAUCCAACAGAAAAGAUUUCUUUCACCCUUCUGCUGCAGGUGACUGUUAUUUGUGAUCUAGAUGUGGUAAAUUAGGAGGGGCUAUAUUGUUUAAGUGGAGAAGUAUUCUAA
This is a messenger RNA of Thamnophis sirtalis, 2051 nucleotides long. Lineage: Eukaryota; Metazoa; Chordata; Lepidosauria; Squamata; Natricidae. The record is from RefSeq and is a predicted model, not a curated record.